AUGCACACGCACGCCGGCCAGCCGCCAGCAGGGCCGUCUGGCCGCGGCUCCAGAUGUGGGGCCACCGCGCAGGCCGCCCGCCCCGCCGCGCAGACUAAACAAUCAGCCUUGGCCGUGAGCGCAGCGCAAUUCCAGAUGCCGCGUCCCUCGCGCCGCGCGCUAAUUGGGCCGCGGGCGCGAGGCUCUGUCAGCGCCGGCCAGGCCCUGCCGGGGGCGGCCUUGGCCCCGGGCCGGUCCGCUUAA
Molecule: messenger RNA, 243 nt
Organism: Rangifer tarandus platyrhynchus (Svalbard reindeer)
Lineage: Eukaryota; Metazoa; Chordata; Mammalia; Artiodactyla; Cervidae
Source: the annotation of a GenBank genome assembly